Molecule: messenger RNA, 1512 nt
Organism: Fonsecaea erecta
Lineage: Eukaryota; Fungi; Ascomycota; Eurotiomycetes; Chaetothyriales; Herpotrichiellaceae
Exons: 4
Coding region: 1-1512 (503 amino acids)
Biological process (GO): negative regulation of silent mating-type cassette heterochromatin formation; negative regulation of rDNA heterochromatin formation
Cellular component (GO): Rpd3L complex; cytosol
Source: RefSeq, a predicted model, not a curated record
AUGCCUCCACAACAUGUGGAAAUCGCAGAGACGAUCGCAGCGCUCAAAAGAACCUUACGGCGCGAAAGAGACGGUCCCACCACUCAAGUCACCUCUGCGGCCACAAACAGAGGUCAUAAACUAGCACGUGGUGCCAACUAUAUUCAUGCCGGCGCUCUGCCCUAUCCGCACGGAUUAGAAGGCCAUAAACAAAAAAUCGAACAUGCUGGAUACACCCGAUAUAUCCUGCAACGCAACCCAAGAAGAUAUAACGAGUUUGGUGACGAACUAGAGGACAGCGAAAGCGAUGCUGAGGCCGAUGCCGAUGCUGAAGAUGAAAACGCAUACGCCGGUAUCCGGCUCGAAGAGCUGUUAUGUCCCCUGAAAAAUCCCUCUGAGCUUUCAAGCCACCCUACACUAUCUCUGCCCUUUACCGACCAUGCCCUUCCUGAUAUGAUCAAAUCUACCGAAGAGACACUGCGUCAAGAAAGAGCUAAUCUCUGGCGGGCCAAGAAUCUGAAUAGGCAGUUCAUGGGAGACGAGUCGUGGAUGCCCCUCGAAAGCACUGAAGGUGGAGAUGAUUGGGAUCUCUUUGAUCCCAAGCCCAAAAUACCUACACCGCAAGCGGGGAGGAAGAGGAAGCGCGGCUUCGAGAACGAGAACACUCCGAACGGAGUCAAUGGGCACAACUACGCAAAUGGAAGGAAGGAUGAGAAGGCAUCCCAAACUGUGGCCAGUAUACUAGAGACCGGUCCGAACACAGAUGCCAGGCAACAAGACGCAAAGGCCGGCAAGUCUCGGCUGCACCCUGAGAUAACAGUCGAGCAACCUGCCAAAGAAGAGACCAGUGAUGAAGCUGAACAUCCCAAAACAAAUGGAGUACAUAAAAGAGAGGAUGAGCCAGCCUCGAAAGACGACGCCGCUGAGAUUGACGCAGAGGGGGCCCAGGGUACGUCCAUAACUGUGGCAGAGGAUGGCCAAGAGCAACAACAGGAGCAGGAAGGUGAAGCAGUGUCCGAAGAUGAGAGCCACCCGAAACCCACGCGAAGGAUUACUCGAGCCCUGGCCGCCGAGCACAACAGUUCGACCGCACCGACUCCCCCACUCUCACCAGAGUCGACCGUGUCCACCAUGGACUCUUACCUCCUUCAACCUGAUCCAUUAUUCCUGCUUCCUCCCGUCCUCGCCGCAAAUCACCGACCACCACGAAGCCUAGCCCGCCUCGGUCUCCCGGUCGACGAACUCAUGGAGACCCGGCGUCUUCUGAUGAUGUACAUCCAAAAACAAGAAGAGAGCGUGCGCGGCUACGAGGCGGUGCUGGGAAAACUCAUCAAGGCGAAACGGAUGCGCGACAAGGUCUGGAACUGGUGCAGAACAGAGGGCCACGUGGGCGAGUGGUCUGACGGCGAGGACUGGAUUGAUGCCGAGGCAUGGGGCCUGCAGCCAGAGGAGUUGAGGAAAGGGAAGGAUGAGGAGGUGGACGAAGCGCAGGAGGAUACGGGCCGCAAGGGCAAGAGGAGACGACGAGAUUAG